Lottia gigantea (owl limpet) is the source of this 1041-nucleotide messenger RNA. RefSeq lists its product as hypothetical. The transcript has 5 exons. NCBI's taxonomy places the organism in Eukaryota, Metazoa, Mollusca, Gastropoda, Lottiidae. Bases 1 to 510 code for a protein of 169 amino acids. The record is from RefSeq and is a predicted model, not a curated record.
AUGAUGAUGGAGUCCAGUAUCAACAGCGCAACAAUAUUACCACCCUACGAAGAAGAAUUCGAACCAGUUGAUAAUCUUCAAUGGUCUCCAGAAACAGCAAACAGCAUUUAUUUGUUUUGGAUACACCUGCUUCAAGCAUCGAAAACAUUUAGAAUGAUACCUCAAGUUAUAAGAAGAUAUUACCCGGCUAUUAUAGCCAUUAUUAUGUGUAUUGGUAUCACCAUGGCGUCUGAUCUGGCGGAGGACCAGGUUCUCUCACCUGAAGAUCUUCGAAUGCUUCACUACGCUGCAGAUAAACGUUCUCCUAACGAUGAUUUAACGAAAAUUUUAUUAAAAAAAAUGAGAUUUCGAGAUACAGAGCCAAUGUUAAAUACUUUAAGACAAUACCAUGCAAUGCCUAAAUCAAAACGUCAAGAAAUGCUGAUGAAUAAUUUAGCUGCCUUACUCUCGGGAUUAAAACAAAGACAGGCAGAAUCUAAUCUACGAAUCCCAACUUUAAGAUUUGGUUAAUUUGUUGCAGGACAAGAGGCUAUGCAUGAUAUUAGAUACGGAUGGGGGAUUUCGCCAUUUUUUCUUACCCUUAUUCAAUCACCAUACACCAUAAUGACAAGUCUAGAGACAUAUUCUAUAUUAUACAUGGAAGCACUAACCAUAUGAUAUUUCAAUCCAGAAUUUACCGAAGUAUAUCACACUAAAUAUGGUCAAAUAAUGGAAAACGAGUGGUCAUCGAGUAAAAAAUCAUUGGAUCAUCAAGCUGCCCAAAUAUUGGAAAUGAACUUUCCACAAAGACGACGAAGAAGGUCGACUUUUUAGUCAUUAGUGCAAUUUUAAAUAAAUUUCCAGUAAUAAUUACGAGGUUCAAAUAAGGCUACCCACAUAACGUAUCAGAAACGUAGUUUGAAAUCCCUUGAAUUACACUGCAACGGAUUGCAAACUGUCAUGUACAAGGAUUCACCUUGAUUUUAAAGUCAAUUGCAAUACCAAUUUACUUAUACAAUGUAAUGAUAUAAUUUUGAAUUAAAAAUAAAACUUUUGUUUUAG